Cryptomeria japonica (Japanese cedar) is the source of this 2258-nucleotide messenger RNA. RefSeq names its product probable receptor-like protein kinase At1g11050. Gene Ontology annotation, cellular component: membrane. Gene Ontology annotation, biological process: protein phosphorylation. Gene Ontology annotation, molecular function: ATP binding; protein kinase activity. The transcript has a single exon. The record is from RefSeq and is a predicted model, not a curated record. The coding region runs from base 165 to 1985 and encodes 606 amino acids. NCBI's taxonomy places the organism in Eukaryota, Viridiplantae, Streptophyta, Pinopsida, Cupressales, Cupressaceae.
CAAUGACUGCGGUGCUGAUCAGCCAGCCACUAGCUAAUUUACAACAGAAGAACGGAAUUUACAGUUACUUCUGAAGCCUUUAAAUUUUCCCGUUCAGCCAUCUGUUCUUAAAGAUUUCCUUUUAGGGUUUGCAGGUUGCAGAGAACAGAAAGAUAAUUGUAGAGAUGUACAAGCUAAUCUGGCCGGUGUUGCUGCAACUCUUUAUAUUUGUUCAGGCAAAUGGCGCCUCCUGCCCGACGGAUUUCAAUUAUGUCACUCAAAUGAAAUGGGACAAAUCCUCCUGUCAAUCUGCGGAUCCAGUGAAGGACAAUUGCUGCCAGACGCUGCUAAGUUUAUUCGGUGUAGGGUUAGCUCAGUAUCUCAAAGAUUCAUCAAAUUUCGAAUUCCCCGACUACUCCUCAGCAAAUGCCUGUGUAAAUUCAUUCCAGAGCCAAGUUGCUUCAGCAUCCGUUUCCCCUGCCUUGGUCUCGCAGUGCUUAAAUGACACUUCCUUGUUUGUUUCCAGCCCUAAUCUUUGCAGCGGCAUACAGACUAAAAAGAACUGGCUUGAUCUUCUCGGAACGACUUCAAUCGACACGGCCUGCAAAGGGGAUCUGCUCAAAUUGUCCUCCUGUAAUCUCUGCAAGGAGAGCGCGCAGAAAGUCGUGAGUACUCUGGUAGGGUUUAGUAAAAAUGUAACGGCACAGACGAGUCUCAAAUGCUUCUAUUUCGCCGUUGUUUAUGCCUCGGGUUUGGUGAAUGAGUACGGGCCGAAGAAUGAGACCACGGCCUCUUGCACCUUUGGCUUGCCGUUACAGGUCGCGGGUUCGAGUAACCAUGGGCGCCUGGUUUUGAUCUAUACGGCCGUAGGUUCCGCUGGGGUUUUUCUUGGAAUUUGCGGGGGUUUGGCGGUCUAUUUUCUCCGGGAGAAGAGGAACAGGGAGGCUGUGCACAGGCGGUUUAUAAGGCGCAACCGGACCCUUUUAAAGGCCACCGUGAGGCCCAAUACGGGAGCAAUCUGGUUCAAAAUUGAUGAAAUUAAGGCCGCCACGGAUAAUUUCAGCCGGAGAAACCUCAUCGGCCAGGGCGGAUUCGGCACUGUGUAUAAGGGAACCCUUCCCGACGGUCAGAUCAUUGCCGUGAAGAGAAUUCAAAACUGCUCUGCUGAAGGAGACGCGGAUUUCGCAAAUGAAGUGGAGAUUAUCAACAAUAUAAAGCACAGAAAUCUGGUGGUUUUGAGAGGUUGCUGUGUAGCCAGUGAUGACGUGGUAGGGCACCAGAGGUUUCUGAUCUACGAUUUCAUGCCGAAUGGCAGCUUAGAUGACCAUGUAUUUGGGAGAGAUUCCAAGGCACCGCUGACAUGGCCGCAGAGGAAGAAUAUUGUGCUCGGGACGGCCAAGGGUUUGGCUUAUUUGCACUAUGGCGUUCAGCCUGCAAUUUUUCACAGAGACAUUAAGGCCACCAAUAUUCUGCUGGAUGCUGAUUUGAAUGCUUAUGUGUCUGAUUUUGGACUGGCGAGACUGAGCGUCGAAGGGGAAUCACAUCUGACCACACGUGUGGCGGGCACCCAUGGCUACCUGGCUCCUGAGUAUGCGCUUUACGGGCAGUUGACGGAAAAGAGUGAUGUUUAUAGCUUCGGGGUUGUUCUGUUGGAGAUAAUGAGCGGCAGAAGGGCUCUGGAUACUUCUGUGGAGAAUGCUUCUGAUUAUCUCGUGACAGACUGGGCGUGGAAUCUUGUGAAAGCGGGCAAAGCAAUUAAAGUUGUGGACCAGGAGAUGAGGGAAUCUGGGCCUGCAAGUAUCAUGGAAAGAUUUGUUCUUGUGGGAAUUAUGUGUGCGCAUGUUAUGGUGGCUUUCAGGCCUACCAUUGUUGAGGUUCUUAAGAUAUUGGAAGGGGAUAUUGAGAUUCCUGAAAUUCUAGACAGGCCUUUGCCCCUCACGCAUCAGUCUGUUGAGUAUGGGGAUAGUUCGUUUAGGAUUUCUGUUGAUUAUAGUGCUCACCAAUAGACGACGGUUUCAGCUUCUUUUUCAGUUGGAACAGAUUUUCCAUGGAAGGGCGAGAUUUUCAUGGCGCCCUUCUGUGGGUCCACUGUAAAUGACAACCACACCUCAUUUUUUAGAAUAACAAUUUGUAACAUGUGCUGCAGCUUGUAUUCUGGAAUGACAUAUCCUGAACAAGACUCAUAAAUUGUUUGAAACGAUGAAAAUGAUGAACAACAUAACCUGAGAUUUUCAUUUGAUUAAAUUUGACUGACACCCAUGUCUGUUUAGCAGUGAUUC